AUGCCAAAAGAAACAAAAACAUAUUUCGAUUGUGGCGAUAUCAUUCACUUGAUUGGAUAUUAUCCAACGAAUCGUCCAACAACGACGACAACAUCGCGACCACCAAGUCAUGAUGUUAAUAACAAACCUUAUUACCAAUAUCCUUAUAAUACAAAUGAUUGGAACUACGAGUCUAAUCAUAUCCCGCAUGGACCUGGUUCAUCGAUUUAUCCCUCCUACAACUCUCCGGUUUCAACAUCGAAUACUCAUCAUAAGCCACACAAUACUUACAACUACCACAACUAUGGCGGAUUUGUUGAUGAUUCAGGCUAUCAAGCAACCUCCAGUCCAGUGAUUUCCAACAACCACAACUAUAAUCAUCCUCAAGUUACGCCUUCUAGACCUUCAUCAGCAAACGGAUAUCAAAAUAAUGAUUAUCCAGAAGAUGUCUUUGGCUAUGGCUCAUAUCAGGGUAUUGAAAGAACUUGUGGUGAACUUUACACGAGAUCAAAUCGAAUAGUUGGUGGACAUUCGUCAGCUUUUGGGACGCAUCCUUGGCAAGCCGCUUUAAUUAAGACAGGAUUUUUGACAAAGAAAUUAAGUUGUGGUGGUGCUUUAUUAUCGAAAAGAUGGGUAGUCACAGCAGCUCAUUGCGUUGCAACGACUCCAAACUCGAAUCUGAAGGUUCGCUUGGGCGAGUACAAUGUGAAAGAUCAAGAUGAGCGUCUUCCGCAUGAAGAAUAUUUAAUAGAAAGAAAAGAAGUUCAUCCCAAUUAUUCACCGAGUGAUUUUCAAAACGAUGUUGCCCUUGUGAAGUUAAAUCGAAACGUCAAGUUUAAGCAACAUAUUUUACCGGUGUGUCUGCCUCCGCCAUCUGCAAAGCUUAUUGGAAAAAUGGCAACUGUCGCAGGUUGGGGAAGAAUCAGACACGGUGCAACAACAGUUCCAAACGUUCUUCAAGAAGUUGACGUUGAAGUUAUUCCAAAUGAUCGAUGCCAAAGAUGGUUUAGAACAGCUGGUAGGCGAGAAAUUAUUCAUGAUGUUUUCCUCUGUGCGGGUUAUAAAGAAGGGGGCGAUAGCGGCGGACCGUUAACAUUAACAUUGGAUGGCCGUAAGACACUUAUCGGGCUGGUUUCAUGGGGAAUUGGAUGUGGACGCGAACAUUUACCGGGAGUGUACACAAAUAUUCAAAGGUUUGUUCCAUGGAUCGAAAAAGUAAUGGGAAAAGAAUAUUAAACAAAGAAAUAUUCAAAGUGCCUGCAGCCAAUUAUAUUUAAUAUUUAUUUGAGUAUUUCGUAUUGCUGAAAAUGUGAAAAACAAACCAAAAUGUUAAACACUUAAGCAAAGCAUUUCUGUAAAUAUUUGAUUGUAAGAGAAAUUUAUUUUAAGUGAAUUGGA
This is a messenger RNA of Clunio marinus, 1377 nucleotides long. The record is from the annotation of a GenBank genome assembly. Lineage: Eukaryota; Metazoa; Arthropoda; Insecta; Diptera; Chironomidae.